Hordeum vulgare subsp. vulgare (domesticated barley) is the source of this 1402-nucleotide messenger RNA. Its product is annotated as 36.4 kDa proline-rich protein-like. The coding region runs from base 70 to 1128 and encodes 352 amino acids. The transcript has a single exon. Lineage: Eukaryota; Viridiplantae; Streptophyta; Magnoliopsida; Poales; Poaceae. The record is from RefSeq and is a predicted model, not a curated record.
ACUCUAGAAGCACAAAUCAGUCCUCCACCUCGCUCGUGCUCCACUCCAGCUAGCUUGCAGGUUGCAGCCAUGGUGGCGAGCACGAAGAAGCUACGGUCGCUCCUGCUGACCUUCCUCCUCCUCAUCACCACCGCCAUCGCGGCGCCCACCCUCGCCUGCGACGACUGCCACAAGCCCAAGGCCCCCAAGCAUUCCCACCCGCCCAAGAGCCACGCACCUUGCCCGCCGGUCGUCGGCCCGCCCAAGGGCCACACACCUCGCCCGCCGGUCGUCGGCCCGCCCAAGGGCCACGUCCCUCGCCCGCCGGUCGUCGGCCCGCCCAAGGGCCACGUCCCUCGCCCGCCGGUCGUCGGCCCGCCCAAGGGCCACGUCCCUCGCCCGCCGGUCGUCGGCCCGCCCAAGGGCCACGUCCCUCGCCCGCCGGUCGUUGGCCCGCCCAAGGGUCACGUUCCUCCGCCGGUCACCACUCCUCCCGUCGUCGUCGGCCCGCCGGUCACGUACCCGCCCAUCACCAACCCUCCUCCCAGGGGGCCCAUCGUGCGCCCGCCGGUCACCUCUCCUCCCGUCGUCGUCGGGCCGCCGGUCACCUUCCCGCCCAUCACCAGCCCUCCCGCCGUCAGCCCGCCGGUAACGUACCCUGCGCCACCGGUGAUCGCCCCUCCGGUCACCACUCCUCCCCCGUCGCCGCCAGUCACCACUCCUGCCCCGUCGCCGCCAGUCACCACUCCUGCCCCGUCGCCGCCGGUCACCACUCCUCCGUCUCCGCCGGCCACCACUCCCCCGUCGACGCCGGGGAGCACACCCCCGUCGCCGCCGGGGGGCACAUCGUGCGGCUGUCGGUCGCAGCCGCCACCGCCGCCGGCGACGCAGACGUGCCCGGUGGACACGCUGAAGCUCGGGGCGUGCGUGGACCUGCUGGGCGGGCUGGUGCAUAUCGGGCUGGGCGACCCGGUGGUGAACCAGUGCUGCCCGCUGCUGGAGGGGCUGGCGGAGCUGGAGGCGGCGGCGUGCCUGUGCACCACCAUCCGGCUGAAGCUCCUCAACAUCAACCUCGUCCUGCCCCUCGCCGUCCAGCUCCUCCUCACCUGCGGCAAGACCCCGCCCCGCGGCUACACCUGCUCCAUCUAAUUCUAACCAAGCUAAGCUCGGUGAGUCAGUGUACUUGGAGAUGGAUGGAUGGAUCGACAUGAGAGGGUGUCGGACGUCGUCGGCUACGAGCUACUAGCUAGUAGCGAGCAAGAAGAAAGAUCGAUCAGCUAGCUAUGAAUGGAUCGAUCGAUGAGUGUUUUUCUUUUUUGUGAUUUUUAUUUUGUGUUUGGCUAGGUCUGUCUGUUGUGGUUUGAUGCAAGAGGUGAGAAUCCAUGUCAUGAAUAAUUCACAGGGGCUGGAACGCUGUUCCGGA